UGUGUUGGCAUCAAGGACUAAAUAAACCUGGCAAUAGGGAACAAACUUGUGUAGUGUUAUCAUCAAUGGCGUUCAGCCAGAGAGUGAACGUCUAAGAUGUAGGUGACCGAGGAGAGAAAUCUUGCUGCAGUUCUAGAAUUUCAGCCAGUUUGUUCUUUUCAGUAGAAUCCGCUUUGCAUAAUGAUAGGUCUUCUUGAAGAGGACCCCUGCACUAACAGUUUCAAUCUAAUGAUUGGUUUCCUGAAAAUGUUGGAUUGAUGCAAAUCCUUUAGAGGAAGUUUUUUGUGCAAACUGAAGAAUUGAAUAUGCUGUGUGAAUUUAUGUGAAUUGUUCUAUGUUUUUGCCAUGGAGAAGGAAUCCCAAGAGAACUCUCUAAAUUUCUCUGCGGGGAAAGCUCAAAACGUUGGUCCUGUAGGCCCCGGCUCUGAGAGGCAUUACAUUUCCACUCUGGGAAAUCAGAUCAAGUUGGUGUCGCAGGUUGAUCAUGGCCCUGGUAGUUUUUCUGGCACUGUUCAGAAGGCAGAUGGUCAACAGAGUCGGAAUUUUUUGGAUUUAGAUGCCGGGCAAGGGGAGACUGUGAUCUCAAGGUCUUCAGCGGCUGGUUCAUUUUCAGCUACUGAGUCGGUUGCACAGUUUUCUGUUGUGAAUGCAGGAAGAAAUCGAAAAGAGCAAAAUGACAAGGAAGUGGUGGGACCCCAAGUAAGUGUCUCUACAGUGGCCAGUCUGCCUUUUAGUCUGGUUGAAACAGUGGGGAAGAAAACGGAGAGCAAUAACAACAACUUCAUCAGUAGUGGGAAGGGCAGUCUGCGAGAAUAUGGCAAGGGCAAACAGAGAUCUGAGCAGGCUGAGCUCCACAGUCCAGCUACGGGCAGGGGAGCGAAGUCGCCGUCUGUCAACAGAGAGUCGCCACAGUCUACAUCAACCUUGAUUCGUGUUGCAUCUAACGUUAUUCACGGAGUCGAAUCUGAUCUUCGCAAGUCCCCAUCUAUUCUUGGUAGGCAGUUGAUGGAUACAAAGGUAACGGACGAGUGUAACACUGGUAUAUCUGUGCAUAUGUUCAGUUCAAAUACACAGCCCAGUUCGCAGUUCAAGUGUCAGGAAGAGACUUCACAUCAACUCAAAAACUUUCUUCUGGGUUCAUCGGAAAAAUCCAGUGCUGUGACUUCUGUGAGGAGCUCGGCAGUCAGAACCCCCGUGAAGGAUCAAUCUCCAAACCAGCUGGGUGUGUUUCUUGGCAGCGGUUCUCAAGGAAGAAAUGUGAAUUUGGGGGAAUCUGCGACGCCGCUGUUGGGUCAGAAUCCUAUUCAGCCUCAGAGGACUCCACCGGGUGAACUCUCAGCAAUGCAAGAUGAUGAUGAUGAUGACGAAGAGGCUUUCAUCCCUGUGGGAGUGGUACAGCUUGCCUCCCUGAAAAGGCUGGAGGUAUCGGUGGAUGAUAUGAACACUGUUGAUGACCAAAUGCAAAGUUUCUCUAAAUCUCCUGUCAGCAACGAGGGAGGGUAUUAUGCAGGCAACACCUUUUCUGGGAAAGUAGGAAAGUUUCAGGGGGUGUCUCAGAUGGCGACUGCCAAAUCUAGUCAAGAAAAGUCGAGGCCACAGCAGCAAAAGCAGUUCUCAGCAACGGAACUCCAGGCUGUCCAGCUCCAGCAGUUGGCCAAGAGUAUCGAAGCCCAUCAGAACCUCCAGCAGCCUCCACAGGACCCCAAGCAACAAAAACACCAACUGUUGCUUCAGCUUGUUCAUCACGCGCAGCAGCAACAGCAGCAGAUAUUGGACAAGCAGCAGCAAGGCAGUCACCAACAGCUGCCUCGUCAUCAACAAGCUGAUGAACCGAUGCAGGAGCAGCAGCUGCACAAGAUACUCACAGACACAGGUUCACAUGGGGUGAGCCGUGAGCAGAGAGGCGUGGUUGUGUCGAGGGUUGAGAUGAACGUACCAAAGCAUCUGGAGGUGCAGACCCAGGCAAUGGAUGUUCGUCAGCAGUUUACAGCAGGACCUCAAACCAAGCAUCAUGUUGGGAGUACAGGCUUCACAUCAUCAAAUGCUUCCAACCUUUACACGGCGGCCCAAAAGUCCCCUCAGGUUGGUGUCUACCAACAGACCUUCUCAAACGUGUCGCCGGCUAUGACCCCAUCUUUUGCUGCAAGCACGCCGAAAAUAACGGAGCAGUUGUUGCAGCAGCCAAAGGACACUGACCCCGACCAAACAUCUGCGUCUUGGGGUGGUCGAGCACAGUUCUCUCCCAUGCCCUCUCCGGCUAGCGAGCAGCUCGUGUUGCCCCAGUCGGGCAGCGUGACGACUGUGUCCACGACUCCCGCGGGCCGACUUUCUCAGUCACCUCUCCACCAGCAGCACCCAGAGAUCUCGCGACGGCUCAAUUCCCCAGCCAGCCCUCGGCAAGGUGGAGGAAGUCCCCGCCAGCCCGCCAGCCCUCGGCAGUCUGCUAGCCCACGAUGUGCUGUUAGUCCCCAGUUGGUGCCCAUGACUCCUCCCCACUUUGCCAGUCCCUCCACCCAAACGUUUGUCGGUUCCCGGUCUACUGCUUCUAGUACCAGGCAGCUGGUAACACCACUACCCCGCCCCGCCUCCACCCCUCAGCUCUCAGUUUCCAGCACCAGUCCACUCAUGAGACCUCCCUCUGCCUCCAGGUACGCUGCCAACUCAUCACAGUCCGCAAGUUCCUUUCAGCACGUCCUGCCACCAAAAGUCACCAGUGAGAGUCCGUCUCCAAGUGCUCCUGUCACCUCCCCUUUUACGACUGGUUUUUCCAGUGCACGGGAUUCGAGACAAGAUAGAUUAGCUGGUGUUGGGCAAAGUCAGGUGCAGAAUUUUGAGCCGCAUAGGUCCUUAUCUGGGGCUAGUCUUCCAACUCAGGAUCUAGUGGGUAAAAGAUCCAGUAGUUAUGGGCAGUUGUUUGGAAGCCCGGAGUACAAAAGCCAACAGCAGCAGCAGUCUGCCACGCAACAGUACACCGGUGGUCCUGUGUGCCGUCUGCCAAGCAGCGAGCGUCAGUACGAAAUGAAAAUGACAUCAAGAGCUGAAGCCACAGCGCAACAGUUCAGGGACCCGGUUCAGCAUAGUAGGCCAGACUCUUUGUCUUCGGAUGGUGCAGGUUUUACUCUAUCUUUCCCCUCGCAGUUUGGAUCCCCUUCUUCCUCUGCAAGUUACGACCCAGUGAAAUAUCUGCAGUCCCCAUCCUCCCCUCCUCCUGAGUACACACAGUUGUCCUCCAUCUCUUCCUCGCCUGCCAUGCAUUCACAACAGUUCAGUGCGAAACAGGUCAUUCACCAUCGCCCUCCCGAGCAGCCACAGCGCAACCCUAGUCCCCAUGUUAGAAGUCUUUCCAACCCCGUGACUCCCCUGUCAGAGGACUUUAGACCAAAACCCUCAGUGUCAGUUCCGUCAAUUCAGACGGCCAACUCUGUGUGGCAGGUUCGAGAAACUCGGCAAGAGUUACCUAGUCAGAGAGAAAAGCCACAAAGAACAUUUAGCUCAUUCUCUACCAAAUCUGCAGGGGGAAGCACACACCCCUCACAGGUAAAGCAACUUCAAGCUCUGGGAACUGAAUCUAGUGGUGUCCAAUCUCAAAACUACAAUACACCAUCAGACAAACAGUUUGUAAACUCUGUUGCACAGUCUGCUCCUCUAAGAGGAGAGAGACAUUCCACGUCAAUUCACAGCGAAACUGUUUCCCAGACAGUGCCAAAGAAUGUUCAUGUAGGACAGUUGCACAGUCAGCCUACUCUGAUGGAGAAGGAGAACAGCCUCAUUCAAUCUCUCUUCGAGAGCUGUUCUGGCGGGGAGAGACAGCACAGUACUGUGCUUCAACAGGGACAACAUGGUGCCCAGGCUCAGCAGAGGUCUCACAAUGAACCAAUUGCUCCGUCAGCUCAAUCUCACAUUCCGAUUAUUCAAGACAAGCAAGGGGACUUUUCUCCAGCGAGGCUGGAGGCCGGCAGGACUUUCUCUACUAGUUCUUCCGUUCCCACCCAAGAAAUGAGAAAGAAUGAGGGUGGUCUGAAGGUUCUGUCAGAGAUCGCCAGUGAAAUACUGGCCGUCUCAGGUCAGGGGGAAAGCACAACACUGAGACAGGAAAAUGUUGACAGUGAACUGUCUAGAGAGGGAAGCAAACUCGAUUCUUUGCGGGCGGAGGACGGCCCAGCAGGAGAUGCUGUGAGUAGGGAAAAAGAGGAACCAGCGACAGUCAUCACCAAGAAAACCAGCAGCUUGUCCUCUGAUGCCGACCCACCGAAGGUUGGCAAAUCGAAUAUUCAUCCUGUUCGUCAGGAGGAAACUCCACGGCGAGAAAUAAGGAAGAGAAAACCAAAGAAGCCUUUUGAACAGGAGGACACACCCUAUCGCAAAAACCAGAAACCGUUCAAGUCAAACCUGAAGGGAGGUAAACUUUCUAAACCAGGUGGUGUUGAAAAUAAACAAGGACACGCUCCUAGGAACAAGCCCGGUGGAAAUAAAAAGUUGGGAAAACCAGACAAAAACAGAAAAUUGUUUAACAAAACAGGGUUGAAGAAUGCCAAAAAAUCUACGAAAGAAGAGGAUGAAGAUUAUGAAAUGGGUGAUGACUCAAAGAGUGACAGUGAAUCUGAAAGCUCUUCAAGGAGGAUUUCACAGCGUCUUGUAAGGAAGGAGCAGAGGGAAAAAGAUGAUAAUCGAAGGAGCAGUUCAAGGCCACAAAGACAGUCCCGGCGAGUAGACUAUAAAGAGGAGGGUGGGGUAGAGAUGGAGGCCCCCGGCCGAAGUAUGAGGUCAAAGAGGAGAAGCUCCGUAAGUCAGUCGUCAAAUGAUGCUCAGCCCUUGGGUAAUCAGGAAAAAAUUAUCACCAGACACAGCAAGCAAAAUGAAAAGACAGAUCAAGAUUCUAACUCAAAAUUGAGCACUCGAUCCAACAACAAGAAAGAUGAAAUGAGAACUGAAGCCUCUGGUAAAAAGAAUACGACUGCAACCACAGCUGAAAAAGACAAACUGACUGGUGGAAAGGAGGGAUCUGAGAGGAAGGAUAGCAAACAUGUGGAGAAGAAAGUUGCUAACCCUGCUUCUUCAACUCGUUUCAAAUCAAAAGUUUCAUCAAGGCACAGGCGAAGAAUUGGAGCAGCGAGACGUUUGGUGUCACGGUCCUCUAUCACCACACGGCGAAGUGAACGAGACCAUCCUCAAAAGUCAGCCAAAUCAUCUCCAGUGUCUAGUGGUAAGCGCCAGCUACCAGCACCUUUUGUGGAUGAGUUACCACGGGCACGAAAAGUUUUGAAAAGAUCGAACUCUCCAGAAAAGGGGCAAAAGGGAAACAAGGCUGAUUGGUCUACCGAUGUGCCAGAUUUGGAAGCUGACGGUAGUGCAACUGUACCAGAGAGAAGUUUGAGGCACAGCUUGAGAACAAAGGACAAGUCUAUCUCCGACCGAGAAAGUUCAAAUGCCAGUGUCUCUGACCCCAGCCCUUCGAUAAAGAAUAAAAACUCUGACUCUGUUCCUUCCACGAGGAGUAAAAGGAAUACCAAAAAGAAGGCUAACCAUAACGAUGAUGGAACAUCAAGGUCAAGUCGUGAAAAUGGUUCAGAAAGUCUCUCCACAGGAGACCAGAUGUCUCUGGUUAAAGCAGGCCUUACUCCUUCCAACUCAGAGAUUGACUCCAUGUCGGGGAUCAGCGAAAGUCAUUCGGAGAAGCAUCUCAAACAGGACGAGGCGACCGAAGAGAGAACACAGAUUGAUGUAAGCAGGGACUCGAACGGUUUGAGCAAUUCUAAGGAUGAACUGGAAACAACGAGCAUGUUAGAUCCUGAAACUGGUCUCUUCUCGGGCCAGCUAGAUGGAGGCAAGCAGGGAGACGAUCACAUGAUCUGGACUGCGGAGCAUUCAGAGUUGUCUGACGAGAAUGCGAAAGCAAAGCCAGAUACAGCGGCACGGUCAGUUGAUGGUCUGGAUGGGGGAACUACCAGACAUGGGAGCAAGAUGAUCUUGUACAAGCUUGUGCCUUUGUUGGACGAGGAAGUCCCAGACAUCACAGAUUCUAUGGUUCCCAUCAAUGGAUUGUUUGUACCUGGAGGAAACGGAAACCGCAUCCUUCUGCCCCGAGACUUCAUAUUGGGCCCCACUGUUGGGAAACUGUCCAUGCCACAACAGUCCGGGGCCGCAGCAGUGGUCAGUUCAUGCACCUCCACUAGUGUUGAUGUAUCGUUUGCUGAGCUGCCUCAGUCUAAAAGAUGGGGGAGCCAGACUUCAACUCAUUUAUCCACGAAAAGAGAGGAAGUUCAGACGACAUCUAACAUAAGAAACGAUUCAUCUGUUCACCCGACUUCGUCAUGGAGCCAACGUGGCAGACAUUCGCAGCUCACUCCACCCUCCUCCACGUGGAUUCCUCAACCCCCGGCUCCGAUCUCCGCAACAACCGUUGCUCCGAGGGUGGGGACUUCCUCUUUCCCGCACGAACCGGCAGCAGCUGCUCUGUUGUCUUCCUCAGAGGCAGGCUUCUACAGCUCCAACACCAGACAGCAGGGACCUCCGUCUACCAUGUCGACCAACCAGAGCAGCACAGGGUUACCCACCUCAUCGUCAUCACUACAUGAGCAAUCGCCUUCUCCCCUGUCUCGGGGCCAGAUGCAUAAAGUGCCCCCCGGGACGUCUUCCCAGCCCCAGCAGUGGACUUCCUCUCACACGCAACCUCGACCGACCUCGGAACACCAGCACGACUCGUCCGCCUGGAAUGGGGCCUCACUUCCUUCCUCUGUGGCCUCCAUCACGGUUGAGUCGUGGAGCAAAGAGUUUUUCUCCGAUCCCACCUACAAUCGGCAGCUGGGCUUGAACCAGAGAGUCGAGCCUGUGGCCCCGAUGGAGAACUCUGCUAUAUCUUACAAUCCACCUGUGAAUCAGAUGGGUUUUUCAGGAGCACCCUCAGGUUUCAAUUCGACGCGAGACACUCCCAAAUUAGCCGACCAGUCGUCCUCCUCCCUCCCUGCUACUCCCAUGUACCCGGCCAGCCAAAGAGACCCGGAGAUCAACAACAACGGCCUCUUCAGCUCCACUGUGCAGAAUGAGCUUGACUUCCCGGACAGCUUGAGACAAGACAACUUUAUCCAGGGAUUCCUGCGGCAGAUUUCGGCCAACCCAGGCAGCUUCAGUCAGGAGCUGGCAGGAUUUAACCUGGCCCAGCAGGAUUUCGCUUAUCUGGAAAGUCGUCUGCGGCAGACUUUGUCACCCAACACCCUUCUCUCGGCUGUGACGGCCUACGAAGAGAAUGCCAGCCCCAGCAAUUUGACCAGCCAUGAAAAUUCUCUGCAAGACAGCAUCAACCUCGUGCACACAGUUAAUCUGGAUGCUGGGGAUGAAGCCCUAGCAGACAUGGAUGAAAAUCUGGGGCUCCCUAUCCUUGGUCAGUCAACGGCCUUAGACCUUCCUCGGCUGUCCGCGGGGGCAGCUACGAGCGUUGUCCCGCCUGCUAGUAUCACGGAAGACAUGACAUCUGUGACACCGGUGCAGGAAGGUGACGCCACUCCAGCCAAGGCAGACUCAGCAGUGAAGAAAAAUAAAAUUGUACCAAAGGAAAGAAAACACUUGUACAAGAUGUUCACGGACGAGGAGCAGAAAAAGCGGUGCGAGUGUCUGGUCUGUGGGAAGGUGUACGGCAUAGCCAGCAUCUACCGGCACCUGAGGGUGCACGACAAAGACAGCAAGCACCCGUGCCAGGACUGCGACCGAGUGUUCUCCCAGGCCUCCUCCCUCAACGCUCACCGCCGCACUAACCAUGGCCUGUCGGAGCCGGGAAAGCGAUCGAAGCAGACACCAGAGUCUGCAGGCUCCACCCCUAGAUCUACUGCCAUGUCUACGACCCCGUCUAAAGUUUCCCCGCGAGAGCAGCGGCGCUCCCAGCUCAAGUCCCCGGACAGCAAGCGUGGUCGGAAGAGCUCAGGCAGCGAGAGUGUGGGCGCCCCGAUACACCUGGACAGUUCGGAGAUAUUGAAGCAGCAGGAGACUCAGAGGCAGAUAGAGGAGCUGCGCCGGCAAAAAGCCGAGAAGAAACGUGCCGCUCAGAAAAAGCGCAGUGAAGAGUUUGGGGAGCCGCAGUUACCGCCAGAGACCCCAGGUGAUGGCACGUCUGGUGGGCAGAAAGGCGGCGAGGAGAGUGGGGAGCAGCAGGGUGAGGGACAGGGGGUACAGGAGGUCGGUAGUGGUGUCGUGACUGAGAGUGGGCACCUGAUGUCUUCUUCUGACUCAGCUGUGGUGACCGACAGUGGACAGGGGGUGUCUUCUGACUCGGCCACGGCAAGCUCUGAGCGAGAAGAACCUCCGGUGCAAAGUAAAGAAGAUGUGUCUGGCAGCUCUGAACCUCAAGGAGGGGGGGCUUUGUACACCCAGGCAAAUACUGAGCCAGUCGAUUCCAAAGACACUAAAACACACACUACUCCGCUGUCUUUGGAUGAGGGUCCUGAAGGUGAUGAUAAAGUAGAACCAUCUGAUAAGGUGAAGAUUCCCCCUUUUGUCAAAAAUGGCAUGCAUGCGUGUCCCAAGUGUAACACGAUCCUGAAGUCUCGCAGCACGCUCGUGUUACACAUCCGUCGACACAACAAGGAGAAGACAAAGUUCUGCUCGUACUGCAGCAAAGGCUUCUACACCAGCCAGGAGCUUAAGUCUCACGUGCGCACUCACACUGGGGAAAAGCCCUACCAGUGCUCUAUUUGCCUGCAGAGUUUUGGUCAUCACGGCUCGCUUUUGACUCAUCGUCGAAUCCAUGACAGAAACGGAGAAGUGCAGCCGUUUCCCGUGAUUGAUGGAGUAGUGCAGAUGCCGAGGAAAGUUCAUGCUCGUCCAGGAACCAAAAACAAGUCGGGUGAGAGUUCUGGGAGGGGGUCUAAAAAAACGAAGAAGCCAGCAGGGGGAUUAACUUCUCCUAUUGGCGAGAGUCUGCAGACUGACAGUGAUAAGAGGAACGAGGAUAUUGCAGAGGCUGUUGCAGGGGCAAGUGGCCAUCCAGGCGAGGGGCAGAUAUCUAACUUUAGCCCACCGAGGUCGGCAGCUCACCAAGGUAGUGGAGAAUUUCCUUUUGAGGGACAAGGGAGGACACGUGUGUCCGAUGUAGCCUUUGGAAGUUCUGUGCCUAAUCGGGACGUUCGUAGUUUGGGCAUGAGUGAAUCAGUGGGUAGUGUGAGAGCACAAGAGGACAUGACCUCUGCGUUCCCGCAACAAAUGUCUCCUUUAGUCAGCCCGGGUACACCAGUAUCGGCUAACAGAGGCUACUUCACGGACCCUGUAGGCUACUCUGGGGGUGGUCAGAAAGAACUAAUGUCUCCUCCACAAGCCAGCACCUCGAGUCUGCAUGCUUCCAGCCAGAUGGUCAGCGGUCAGAAUGCCCAUCAGUCCCAUGAGCUUCAUCAGUACGGCAGUGGUCCCCCAACAGAGAAAGUUGUUGAUUACCAAAGAGUUGCAACUGGGAUGAGCGCAUCUCUCAACAACUUUUAUCCCCAGCAGCAGCAACAACAGCAGUAUCAACAUUACCAGUUACCGCACAUGGCAGCGGAUCAGUCGCAAUACCAACGUAUGCCUGAGAACGCUGUUCCUUUAGACAAAGCGGACCCGUCGUCAGGGGAGAUAGUGAAGAAGCUUCUCCAGCAUUUUAACGUUCCGUCUGCUAACUACCCUGAAGCGGCUGCGGUAGACUACAGCCAGGAGAUGUCUACCCCAGGGCCACCGGAGUCUUCAUCGAGGAUUACAACUGUUGCUCCUCCUCCUCCUCCUCCCCCACAACCCGUUAUGUACACAGACAAAGUUGUAAACCCCCCUCCAUCGUAUAUGGCAAGCACUCAUCAUAGGCAACAGCAGCAGCAGCAACAUCAUCAGUAUAGCAGCAGUUCCCAGAGGUCUGACGUACCUCCACCUCAGCACCCUAUGUCCCCCGGCAGUAGCAGCUCUUGGGCACCGAUGGCAAUGCCUUCUCCUCAUCAUCAAGUUCAUCAAGCAAUGCCUUCUCCUCAUCAUCAAGUUCAUCAAGCAAUGCCUUCUCCUCAUCAUCAAGUUCAUCAAGAAAUGUCCUCUCCCCAUCAUCAAGUUCAGCAGGAAAUUUCCUCUCCUCAUCACCAAGUUCAUCAAGGAUUGUCCUCUCCUCAAGUUCAUCAGGAAAUGUCCUCUCCUCAUCAUCAAGUUCAACAAGGAAUGUCCUCUCCCCUUCAGUUUCCUCAAGCAGUUCCCUUCUCCACAAACAAUGCAGUCCCCCCACAGGAAGAGUUUGGGUACACUAGCGGGGAGAAGGCUGCGCCGAUGUCGUUCACACCUCUGCCAAAAUUUGAGAGCCUGUCACAAGAAGUCAAUCAUCUGCCCAGUCAGAAAUCUCAAAAAUAGCUUGAUACCAUUCCAGCAGAUCGACAUGGGCAUAUGUGUGCCUCAAUGUGGAACCGGAUGUGAAAGAAUGUGUGCAAAACUUCCCAUUUCUGUGCAUGCUUAGUUCUAAAAUGUUGCCGCUGGGAUAGAAUCCAGGCACUUUCUCCUGCCCAAGUUUCACUCAAUGGUAUUCAAACUUGGGUUAGAGUGCAGUUGGUUAAAGAACACUAAUUUUCAAAAUGUUGCCGUUGGGAUCGAAAACUGUUUAUGUUUAAAAAAUAGUCUGUUGUUUGGUUUUUUUAAUUAGACAGGGUAUGUGUGAUGUUAUUUUUGUUUAAAAUAUUUUUUCUCCUGUAAGAAUAAAAUGAAGCUGCGCACCUAGAUUCUUUGUCUUCCUCAUCAAUAUUAGACCAGGGACUGGAGUCUGAAUUAAAAAAUUUUCUGAAGUCAGGAUGAUGAUUGAUGAUUAUUAUUUUUUUCAGUUGUUUACACUCUUUAUGAUUGACAUGAUGAACAGUGGUUGUCCGAAGUGUUCAGCAUUUUUAACCAGGUAGUGCUUUCAGCUGAUAUUGUAGACUUUCUUAUUUACUGGUUUUAGAUUUAUAGUUUUUCGGUUAUAAAAGAUUCCUGACAGUUUUAUUUUCACAAGGAAUUUUUUCAUCUUAUUUGCUGUAAGUUGUUUUUGUUCACAAAGUUUGAAGAUUUUUGAAGUAAGGGAGAGAGAUGUGAAUAUUUUUGCCUGACUAGGAUUACUUAUUCUGGAGUACUUGGGAAGUUGUUUUGGUCAGUAUUGCUCGUUGCCGAAAGUUAUGGUCAGAUUCGGCGGGAACUGAUUUUUUAAUAGUUUUUUUUUUUUGUGGAAACAAUAUAUAUUAUAGCGGUACAGUAAAACCUUGGUAUAUAAUAACAAGCAAUUGCCUUGGUUGUUCAGCUUUUAGUAAACUUUUAGCACUUUUUCCUUGUUUUGAGAGAAACGAGUAAGUUAAGAACACCAGAAACUGGUGGGGGGAAAGACUGUCGCUGCUGAUCUUGGAAUGCUUGUUCAUGCAUCGGUUGCGCUUCAUCAUGUGGAUAUGCUGCUUUUUGUGUACAUUUCUCUGUUUAGCUUUGCAUUUGUUUACUCUUUUAUUGUGAUUGAUUGAAUUUCUGAAAGGAUUAAGACUGCAAUAAGUUAGUUUAUGCCUGGCUAAUGAUGGACUUUGUUUUACUUUUGUCAAAUGUAUAUUAAGAAAAAAAGAUAUAUAUAUAUCUGCCUACUCAUACUUUUUUGUGCACACACUUUCUUUUAAAAGGGCAUUACUGAUCAUAUAUGUGGAAAAAUAUAUACUUUUAGGUAAAGAUUGGAAACAUCUUCUGGACUUGUUCCGAAUUUUGUGCAGUUGUCCAGAUUAUAAAGUGUUAUUGGGAAGUGCAGAAUCCUCACACAACACAGUCUUUGUCUUUUCCAUUGGAAAUUUUGUAGAUAGCCUUAUGACGUGUUUGGCUCAGCAAAACCAAAGCCUGAUAUUGCAAAAACACUGGUGAGAUUAUUACAGCUACAGUCAAAUCUUGUUUGUUUUUUUUAAAGGUGUGUGAAGAUAACUACAUAUUUGAAAAUGUUAUUAUGACAAGUGAUUUUGAUGUUGCUGAAUGCUUUCUUAAAACCUAAUGAUGUAAAAAGAUGUCGUGGGCCAGCUGGUCAGAUGCAGUAAGCCAGACGUUUGAAAAUAUUUUUAUUGUUGCACUUUCUCAAUCCAUUGUAUCUGGUGCAUGUACUUGAGAACUAGUUUGUAGAAAUUCAAAUUCUAAAUGUGGAAAACAAGCAAGAAAAGAUAUAUGGAGCAAGCACAAGAUUAAGGGAAUGAAACAUUAUUUUUUCUUUCUCCUGAAAAUUUUCCUUUCUGGGCUUAAAACAUUUGAACAGCGUACCAAGGAUGUCGUCCUUUCCUUCGUGUCUUGUGACGUUCCUGUGACUCCAGCUGCCACGCCCUGACGGCCCGCGUGUCUGGCUGAGGUGUUGGCCCACUGGCCUUAAGAAUGUGGGAAAGAUUUACUAUAUACAGUGGAGUCCGCUGAAACGGAAGUCAGUGGGACUGCUGGAUUUUCUUUUUUGGUUUAGCCGGGUUUUGGGUUUAGAGAGGCUGCUCAAAAAGAAAGUAAAAAAAAUAAAUAGGGGGAUUUUAUUUUUUCUCGGUAAACCCUUGUUUUCUGAUAAAUUGUGUUUGAUUUAUGCGGACUCUGCUGUACAUCCUGCAGCUACUGUUCAUGUUUUUGAAAUGUUUGAAAUAGCACUCCUGGUACGAUGGUACGAGUGUGUGAGUGUACAUCCAUAUAUUCCCAUGAUGUGUUGCUAGGAAAUGUUUUAUGACAUGUUGGGAUCAGGCGCACGUCAAUUUUGGGGCAUAUGGAGUUAAUGGUACCAUCAUAAAGCUUGUUCGAUUGUCUUGGUUUUAAUUUGAAAAAUACCCAUCUAUCUUGAAUAGAAGUCAAGAUAUCUGCGAUUGAAGGAGAUUGGUAUUGCCUUGUGUCAAAGUAUAAUUAGUGAGAAAAAAGCCGACAAAGUUUGAUGGCUUCCAAAGGUAUAGUGUCGUUGGAACUGCAAAUUAACAUUUUUUGCACUUUUUUCAUUUUUCUGUAAAAUCCAUGCAGUUUUUAGAAAGAUGACAUGAAAAAAAAACCAAGAUUGAUUUAAAUGCCCAAUGGGCCAGAAAAUGUUGGUUUCUCCUAUUUAAUUACUUUGAUGAACACCUGAUUUCACCAUGACGCCACACAAAUGCUUUCUGUGUGAUCACUUUGAAUGAGGAAAGCUUUUCCCUGUGCCCAGCUUGAGUGGCAGUUUGCCCAGUGGGUUGCGCUACACCGGUUCUUUCUCAACGUCUUUCUCCGACACGCCUUUGCCUUACUUACAUUACUUACAAGCAACUGUGCUUUCUUUUUGGUUAAACUUUCCAAAGGAGAUGGUGAAUUUUUCGACAACACUUUUGAUAAAAAAUACAAAUUUGAAUUGGCAUUUGUUUCAUAAACAGAGUCUGUUUUGUUGAGGAGUUAAAGAGUAGCAGAUGCUGAUGAGGAACUUGCCAUUUUGUAGAAACGA
Molecule: messenger RNA, 13390 nt
Organism: Aplysia californica (California sea hare)
Lineage: Eukaryota; Metazoa; Mollusca; Gastropoda; Aplysiida; Aplysiidae
Exons: 6
Coding region: 346-10338 (3330 amino acids)
Source: RefSeq, a predicted model, not a curated record